Molecule: messenger RNA, 3567 nt
Organism: Lethenteron reissneri (Far Eastern brook lamprey)
Lineage: Eukaryota; Metazoa; Chordata; Hyperoartia; Petromyzontiformes; Petromyzontidae
Product: prostaglandin G/H synthase 2-like
Biological process (GO): response to oxidative stress; cyclooxygenase pathway
Cellular component (GO): cytoplasm; neuron projection
Molecular function (GO): peroxidase activity; prostaglandin-endoperoxide synthase activity; heme binding
Source: RefSeq, a predicted model, not a curated record
GGGUGGGGUGCCCUUUACGACAUUUUAUGGUAACGGAAACUCCCAAUGCCUGGCCCCCGAAACGUCGACUCAGCGUGACUCAACUCCCAAUCCUGGAAGCAACGAUCGUAAACUGCAAGCCUGGAAUGUAAGGCGAGGGAUUAUUAUCAUCGUACAACUUUCAUCGCACCGGGCGAGGCGAGGCCAACAAUCCCAGGUGUAUAAAUACCUCGACUCGCUCCCACGCGCGGGGUCUUGGGCGAGGGGACAGACCUGCAGGGCUUGCAGUAGCAGCGGCGUCUACUCAAGGUUUCUAUCUCUCUCGGCGAUCCUCGCAACGCACCUGGAACAGCUUCCUCGGCCGGGUCUCACACAUCGACAAGUCAUGACAGAGAGGAGGAGGAGGAGAAGCCCCACGAGUCGCCACCUCGCGCCGUGGCUCCUGCUGGCGCUGUGCGCGGUGCUGUGCGGCGCCACCACCGCCGCCGAAGUUGGAGAGACGGCGAAUCCCUGCUGUUCCUUCCCGUGCCGGAACAAGGGCGUCUGCACGGAGUACGAGCACGGACGCUACGAUUGCGACUGCACCUACACGGGAUACCACGGAAAAAACUGCACCAUACCGGAGCUGCGCACGGCCAUCGUAAGGCUGCUGAAGCCGAGCCCAGACACGGUGCACUGGAUCCUAACCAACUUCCCCGCCGUCUGGGACGUCGUCAACAGCAUCUCCUUCCUGCGUGACGCCAUCAUGCGCUACGUCCUUGUGUCGCGCUCGGACCUGAUCGACAGCCCACCGACCUACAACUCGGUGUACGGAUACAAGUCGUGGGAGGCGUACUCCAACCUGUCGUACUUCACACGGAUCCUGCCGCCCGUGCCGCGGGACUGCCCCACGCCCAUGGGCAUCGCAGGCAAGCCCCAGCUGCCCGGCGCCAAGCUCGUGGCCGAGCGGCUGCUGCUUCGCCGGCAGUUCAAGGCCAACCCGCACGGCUCCAACCUCAUGUUCGCCUUCUUCGCACAGCACUUCACUCACCAGUUCUUCAACACGGACCCCGUGCGGGGCCCCGCCUUCACGCGCGCGCUGGGCCAUGGGGUCGACCUGAACCACAUCUACGGAGGAACGCUGGAGAGACAACACCAGCUGCGGCUCUUCAAAGAAGGGAAAUUAAAAUUCCAGCUGAUCGACGGAGAGGCGUACCCUCCGCUGGUGCGCGACGCGCCGGUGCACAUGGUGUACCCGGAGCACGUGCCGGCGUCGCUGCGCUUCGCCGUGGGCCACGAGGUGUACGGCCUGCUGCCGGGCCUCCUCGUCUACGCCACGGUGUGGCUGCGCGAGCACAACCGCGUGUGUGAUGUCCUGCGCGCUCAGCACCCGCGCUGGGACGACGAGCGGCUCUUCCAGACGGCGCGCCUCAUCCUCACCGGCGAGACGAUAAAGAUCGUGAUCGAGGAAUACGUGCAGCACCUCAGCGGCUACAACUUCCACCUCAAGUUCGACCCCACGUUGCUGUUUGGCGUCAACUUCCAGUACAGCAACCGCAUGUCGCUCGAGUUCAACCACCUCUACCACUGGCACCCGCUCAUGCCGGACUCGCUGCACAUCGACGGGCGCAACUACAGCUACAACGAGUUCCUCUUCAACCCCGGGCUGCUCGCCGAGAAGAAGCUCAUGCCGCUUGUGCGGAAUUUCAUGCGCCAGCGAGCCGGCACGGUGUCGGGCGGUCGAAACGUCAACAAGAACCUCCUGCACGUGGCGAUGAGCAUCAUCGAGCACGGGCGCACGCUGGGCCUGCAGUCGCUCAACCAGUACCGCCACCGCUUCAACAUGCGGCCCUUCACCUCCUUCCUGGAGCUCGCAGGCGACGAGGAGAUGGCAGCCGAGAUGGAGGAACUGUACGGCGACGUGGACGCCGUGGAGUUCUACGUGGGCCUCCUGGCCGAGAAGUCGCGCCAGGGCUCCAUGUUCGGCGAGAGCAUGGUGGAGAUUGGGGCGCCGUUCUCGCUCAAGGGUCUCAUGAGCAACCCCGUGUGCUCGCCGCUCUACUGGAAGCCGAGCACCUUCGGCGGCGACGUGGGCUUCGACAUCGUGAACACGGCGUCGCUGCGCAAGCUCGUGUGCCAGAACGUCGUGGGGCCGUGCCCCCGCAUCUCGUUCGCCGUGCCCGAGGCCGAAGCGGGGCACCUGUGCGGCGAGGGGGUUCACUGUGAGCUGUGAUGAGCGAGUGUGUGUCGUGUCGUGUGUGUGUCGUGCGUCAUGUGUGUGUCAUGUGUGUAAUGUGUCAGGCGGGUCGAGGUUAGAGCAUGGAGCUACAAACCCGGUGGCGCAAGUUCAAAUUAUAUCAUAACUGAUCCCGGUCCUCCCCUAGGUUGACUCAGCCUUAAAUGAGUACCUGGUGCUCAAAGGCGGCCAAAGAUGGUGCUGGCCCCACCACCCCUUUGUGUGUUCUACUGAGGUCUCAUCGACUCGCAUAGACACUCACUCACAGACCUAGAUAGAGAGCCACAGACUUGCACAGACCCAUACACCCGCAUAGAGACCCACACGCUCGCGGUGGAGACCCACACUCAGAAAUGGCCUCGUGAUAGCCCAAUACUGGUGCAGCAAAAUCAUCAUCACCCAUUGGCUUUGUGUUCCAAUUCACAAAGCUGCGCAUACCACACACUACGCGUACCACACGCAUCGUCAUCCAGCUUCGAGGAUAUUAACUGCACCCUCCCGGCUUGUCCCUUCCAACCAGCACUGGCCCAGUGUCAUUACAGCACUGUUAUGAAUUCUGAAGGAGGGGGGGGGGGGUUCUCGAGACCUUUGUUUGUUGAACUUGGACGGUGUACGCCGACCGUGGGAAUCUGCUGGAGAAAACUGGAAUGCCCUUGCCAUGCCACAUCGUGUUGCUCGAUUCGCCGAACGUCCCUCCAGCGUUCAGGUUUCGUAGCCCGAGGGCCUUAAAUUAUUUAUCCGACGGCGGUUACGCAAUGCGCAGGGAGCUGGCCAACGGCCGACUGCGCGUCGUGUCGCGCGCGCGAGCUGUGAAUGCGACGACGCGACGAGAGCGCGGUAAUAACUUAUUGGCGCCGCGUGUUCGUAGACGAUUAUUUAAGCGUUUCUGUCAUCGUACAUCGCCAAGAGCUGCGGGUGCAGCUCGCUGUAGUGGCGACUCACCCCUGUUAUUAAUCGGUGACCUGCCCCAAGCAGUCCACCGCUCUGCGGAUUCGGUGAACAUCCGGCAAGACUCGAGGUCACGAACCACGCCGGGCGGAUUCUCUCUUCCCUCGAACUGCCGCGCGGAAGGCAGCUCGUUUGCGGCGGUGAUUGGUCGCCGCCCGCGAGAUGCACUGGGUGACGGACGCACGCGCGUGAGCGAGCGUCCUGACGGACGGACAAACGGACGGAAGGACAGACAACUGGCCAAAGAGGUGGGGAGUGAUGGACAGAUGGAUGGACGGAGAGACGGUGGGCCAGAUAGGACAGACAUAGACACAGAUGGACAAAGAGAUGCUGCCUCUUUCAUAGGGUGAUAUAAUAAUAAUGAUGAUGAGGGCAUUAUGCAUGGACGAGCUGGAUUUUAAAUCGAAACACGUGGGGGGAGGGGG